Fomitiporia mediterranea MF3/22 is the source of this 978-nucleotide messenger RNA. RefSeq names its product mitochondrial carrier. NCBI's taxonomy places the organism in Eukaryota, Fungi, Basidiomycota, Agaricomycetes, Hymenochaetales, Hymenochaetaceae. The transcript is spliced from 6 exons. The coding region runs from base 1 to 978 and encodes 325 amino acids. The record is from RefSeq and is a predicted model, not a curated record. Gene Ontology annotation, molecular function: phosphate transmembrane transporter activity. Gene Ontology annotation, cellular component: mitochondrial inner membrane. Gene Ontology annotation, biological process: mitochondrial phosphate ion transmembrane transport.
AUGCUUAACCCGUCCGAGAAAACCAUAGGCGCAAAGCCUUUCAAGGUCCCUCAAUUCACACUUACGGACUACACAUCAUUCUUCACCGCAGGGGCAUUAUGCGCAACUCUUACACACGGAGCUAUGACUCCUAUAGACGUCGUCAAGACUCGUAUACAAGUUGACCCAGCCCUAGCUCGUCAUUCCCUAUUAUCAGCAGGCCGCAAGAUCGUUGCUGCUGAAGGACCCUCUUCUCUUCUAACAGGCUUCGGUCCGACCGCAGUGGGGUACUUCAUCCAGGGGGGAGGCAAGUUCGCCGGAUACGAAUUUUGGAAGAAGAACUUUGUGUCUAUUGCUGGUGACCAGGAAACAGCUGUCAAGUAUCGGACGGCAAUUUAUCUUGGUGCAUCUAGUGUUGGAGAGUUCUUUGCAGACAUUCUCCUCACCCCUCUUGAAGCGACUCGGAUACGUCUCGUAUCCGAACGAGGUUUUGCAACUGGUCUCGUUUCCGGGUUCAUCCGCCUCGCUCGCGAAGGCGGUAUUGGUGAGAUGUACGCAGGAUUCCUCCCCAUCAUCUGCAAACAGAUACCAUACGCAAUCGGACAAUUCACCGUCAACGAGUUCUGUCACGAAGCAUACUUCCGCUCACUCUCCGAAGAGAAGAGGCGAAAGACGGAGAACUCUAAGGCCGCGAUGUUCGGAGUCAACCUCGGAAGUGGGAUAAUUGCCGGAUUUGCAGCAGCAAUCCUCAGUCAACCUGCAGAUACUCUUCUAAGCCAGAUCAACAAAGGACACGGUCCCUCCGGAUCAAUGGCAUCCCGUCUUAUCAGCCUCGCUCGCGCAGCCGGCUUCCGUGGUCUCUUCGCUGGCCUUGGACCAAGGAUGGUCAUGACUGCCGGACUCGUUGCUGGUCAAUUCUUGAUAUACGAUGAGAUAAAACACGCACUCGGUGCGCCUCCUGGCUUAGAAAUUCAUAAGAAGGCGGAGGGUUCGAGAUGA